UGUCAAACAAAUUAGAUUUUUCAGUGGAUCUCACAUUUCACAUCUCACAAUGGUUACCGCAAGUUUGUAUAAAUAGCUUUCGAUCUUGAUUGAAGAGAAAAGACGCAAAAAAUGAAUUCUAAGAUAUAUGGAAUUGAUCGAAAUAUUCGUAUACCAGCGAUGUAUAGCGAUCAUGAAAUAACCGUAAAAGAAGAACAGUCGCCUUUUAUUUUUCCAUCCUGUUCUCAAACUUUGGCCCAUCUUCAAUGGUGGAAAACUCAAAAGAAAAAAAUUAUAAAACAUCAUAAAAAAAUCUAUAAGGAUCGACAGAGGAAAACAACCUUGCAAUUUUCAAAUAUUCUACAUGCUGAAACAAACAAAAAAAAAUAUAAGAGUCCAGACAAAGCAAUUGUCAUGAUGGAUGUGGAUCCGCAGUACUUUACAGAAUUAUCUGGCAGACCUGUAGAAGAAAGAUUUUUAUUGAAACAAUAUAUUCAAAAUGUACGAGAGAUACUCAAAUUAAAAUAUCUUAUUGGUCAAGAAAGGGAUGAUUAUAUUCGUAUUGAUCAGCAAUUUGAGCAAGAAUCAUGUCGACUGCGAAAAAUUCAGUAUUAUAGUGAACGAUAUAUAAGUGGCUUCGAAGAAUUCUUAUCAAAAGAUCAUGAAAAAAGUAUGAAUAUGUUAGCAAAAGCGGAACAGGAAGUGAAGCUGACAGAAGUAAUAAGCACUCAAAGAAACGAACUCUCAAAACAAUAUGGUCAACGCAGACUGGAUGUUUAUUUUUGGGAAGACAAUUGGAGAAUAGUGAAAAUGUGUCAAAUUUUUCUUUAUCGGAUAUCACCUAUUUCCUGGAAAAUUAAACAUGACUGGCUUUCUCGAUUGGACUCAGCAAGCUUUGUUGUCUCCAUUGAUGCUACGGAUUUGUUUAGCAAAUAUAAAACACCAAAUGAAGAUGCCUCUUUGGAGGACUUAAUAGAGCUAUUCGAGCAGGACGUCAGUGAUGCUGACUCCACCGAGCUUUAUUUCGAGGAUCCUUUCGAUUUAAUUCGAAUUUUCCGAACAAUGGAAACACAAAAUUUAAACGCAUUGAUUUAUCUCGAAUCACUCGCGGCACCAAUGGCGGACAUGACUAUGACUAUCACUGCAACAGAAAUACAAAUCAAGCAGGAGAUCGAUGAGAUUACCUCAACUAUCAACAAUUUAGAAAAUUCCAUUAGCAAAGCGGAGGAUAGAGCAGCAAACCUUGAAGAACACUUCAAUUAUCUUCUUCGAAAUAUUUUUCGACAUCUUGUCUGCUCUGAAGAAGUGCUUUAUCUUCGUGUUUUCGUGGAAGAUACUUAUGAGAGUUGUGUGGGUCCAAAUGAUGCAAAUCUUGAUAGCUUUUCAAUGAUGAAAUGGAUCGAAAGAAUCCAUGAAGAAUUGAAUCGUCAGUUAGACAAUUUACCUCGUGAAAUUGUCCGGACUUGUGAAAAAGAAGGAUUCAGACAAGAAAGAAAAGCUAUAAAAGAGGCGGAAAAUGCUGCGAAAAAGUUUCAGCUAAUGCACCGACUAUUGGAUGCGCUGAAACAUAUUAUGGAACCACCUUCGAAAAAGAAGCGACCGCUAAAUAGACGUUCAAUGCCUAUCACGGUGAAAACGACGCCGCCAUCACUUCCGCCAAAACCAACAGAUGAAGAAAUCCAAUAUCUCACCUUUUUUACCGAUUAUUGUAAGCACAAUGACUUUGUUACGUAUCGUUCCAAGUUACCAGAUGAUUUCGAUUUGACAUUCUAAAGCAAAUAGCAACAUAAAUGUAACAAGGUUGAAUGUACACUUUUAAAUCAAAAGGGAAAAGAAA
This is a messenger RNA of Camponotus floridanus (Florida carpenter ant), 1816 nucleotides long. RefSeq names its product cilia- and flagella-associated protein 100. The transcript has 7 exons. Bases 112 to 1752 code for a protein of 546 amino acids. Lineage: Eukaryota; Metazoa; Arthropoda; Insecta; Hymenoptera; Formicidae. The record is from RefSeq and is a predicted model, not a curated record.